GAACUUAGCUCAAUGUUCACAUCGUUGCAGUAGUUGUCAACCAACUUCGGCGAAUCCAGUACAAGAUCGACUGUUUGUUUAAACAGAAGUUUAAUUUUCACGAUCGAUUUGAAAACAAAUUUAAAAAGCGUGGGUGUAAACAUACCAUACUCAAAUAAUGGUCGAUUACAGCAAGUGGAAGGAUAUUGAAAUUUCAGACGACGAAGAUGAUACUCAUCCUAACAUUGAUACACCAUCCUUGUUUAGAUGGCGUCAUCAAGCAAGAUUGGAACGAAUGGAAGAAAGAAAACGGGAACAUGAGGAACAUGAAAGGAAAAAGGCAGAACAUAAGCAAAAACUUAAAGAUACAAAAGAAAAGCUUGCGAGGUUAGAGAGCGAGCAAAAGGAUUCCGCAGAUUUAACCGCGUUAAAAAAAGUUUUGCAAGACCUUGAAGAAGAAGAGAAACAAAUUAAAGCGAGAGAAGAUGAAAUGAAUAAAAAGGAAAAGUUGACACCAUGGAACGUAGAUACGAUUGGUCAAGAUGGGUUUACAAAAACUGUAAUAAACACAAAACCAGCACGAAGUGACGACGAUUCCGGUUUCUCAGAUGAAGAGAAGGAGAAAAGAAUGAAGCAAUUCGUAAAAGAAAAUGAAAAAAAGUUAAAAGAAUUCGGUAUGCUUAGAAGAUACGACGAUAGUAAGAAAUUUUUGUUGGAUAAUCCGCAGAUAGUUUGUGAGAAUACGGCAAAUUAUUUAGUUAUUUGGUGUAUUAAUCUAGAAAUGGAAGAAAAACACGACUUAAUGGAACACGUGGCUCAUCAAUGCAUAUGCAUGCAAUAUAUAUUGGAAUUAUCGAAACAACUAGAUGUUGAUCCUAGAGCUUGCGUUAGUUCCUUUUUCAGCCGUAUACAAAUUGCAGAAGUAGAAUACAAAAAUUCUUUCGACGACGAACUUAGAGCAUUUAAGGAUAGAAUAUGCAAACGUGCUGCCGAGAAAGUUGCAGAUGCACUUAGGGAAGCAGAAGAAGAAGAAAGAAAAGCAAGGCUUGGGCCCGGUGGUCUUGAUCCGAUUGAAGUUUUCGAAAGUCUUCCAAAGCCCUUACAAAAAUGUUUCGAAGCACAAGACAUACCGUUAUUGCAACAAACAAUAGCUGCCAUGCCAGAAGAAGAAGCCAGAUAUCAUAUGAAACGUUGUAUCGAUAGUGGUCUUUGGGUACCAGAUGCUAAAGCUAAAGAAAAAGAAGAACAAGAACAGAAAGAAAAUGAAGAAACCACGGGUACACCCGAUCCAGAAUAACACUUUGAACUGAGCUCCGCUUUUGCAUCUAUAUUUUUUGUUUUUCUCUUUGUUAAGAUACUGCUUGACUUAAGUCAUAUUUUAUAGAUUUACAAUAGAUUAAUUAAAAUAAAAUUAUUUGCAGCAGAUAAAACGAGGAUAAUUCUAUCCUCUAUAUGAUUUAUCUAAAAAAGAAUCAUACGAAUCAUUUUCAUAACUAACUAAAACCUAGCUAAAAAUUCAGCCGAUUAAUAUCGGAGAGUGAGAUUUGUUUCUUACAAUUAAAAAUUUUUAUCGGAAGACUACUUAAAACUUUUUAUUGGAAUUCUUUCAUUCGAUACAAGAUGGUAAAAGUGCAAAAUUACGAUUAUUAGUCCAAUAUAGCAACAGUACUUUCCUUUCGCGGUAUAUUCAUCAUUGUACUUUGAAUGUAAUUCGUAAAAAAAAAAAAAAAAAAAAAAAAAAAAACCAGUAUUAAGAAAAGAGCGUUCUAUAUGUAUAUACUAAUCUUAAAGUGUAUAGAAUAUAUGUACAUAUAUUCUUUAUGCUAUCGUGUUUCAUCAUUUCUGCAUUUUAUGACUUUCUGACCAAUAUGUAAUAUGUACAUUACACAAUGUAUAUCGUUGCAUAUGAAUUGUGUAAAUAAAUAAAUCUUUAUUGACCAAA
Vespula pensylvanica (western yellowjacket) is the source of this 1921-nucleotide messenger RNA. RefSeq names its product hsp90 co-chaperone Cdc37 (gene Cdc37). Gene Ontology annotation, biological process: protein folding; protein stabilization. The record is from RefSeq and is a predicted model, not a curated record. The transcript is spliced from 5 exons. Lineage: Eukaryota; Metazoa; Arthropoda; Insecta; Hymenoptera; Vespidae. The coding region runs from base 158 to 1276 and encodes 372 amino acids. Gene Ontology annotation, cellular component: cytoplasm. Gene Ontology annotation, molecular function: protein-folding chaperone binding; heat shock protein binding; protein kinase binding.